CCUACUGUUCGUCGAAAUUCCAUUCCUUCGGAAAUGAUGUAAAACGUCAAACGUAAAUUAAGUCUGGUGGAAUUGUGUAGUGAUUUAUACUGUAAAAUCUUAAGCACAAUGGAUAAUUUUGUAAAAAAUAUUCUGAAUAAGUGGAAUUUGGGUGAUUUGAUUGAACGAUUUAGUGAUGAAGAAGUCAACGAGGAAGCGUUCAUGUUCCUAACCGAAGACAUCAUUAGAGAGUUGAUUCCCAAACUAGGAAAACGCGCUAUUUUCAUUGGAAGAUAUGCUGAACUCAAGACUUCACUCGCUAACGAUUACUCUACAGAGGACAGUAAUAAAGCUAGUCAAUUGACUGAAAGGAAACCGACCCCGACAGUCGCUCAGGACGUUCCUUUACCAUCGCUGCCAUCUAAAAGCGAUACAUAUGGAACCUAUGAAACUAUGACGGUCGAGGAGCUAGACUUCGAUAAACAGGGAGUCGAAAAUCAGUUUCAGGAACCAAGUGAAACGACACAACCGAGUGGCGCUGACAGUGACUGCGAUCCUUUCUUUGAGAUAGAAAUCGAGGGAGAACCAUUAUCGAAACGUCUGAAAGUUGAAAAUGACCCGGAUGAGGGGAAUUCAGCCGAUUAUGAAAGAUUUUAUGAAUCCGAUGAAGAUUUCACAGGAUUUCCGGAAAGAGCGGACGACAGUGCGUCGCGAAUGGCGCAAGACUGGGAUAUGCCGAUAGUGGAAAGACUGAAGAUGUUGCUUGCUGAAUCGCCACUCACACGGAAACUGCUUGAACUUGAAAGGUUGGACAAGGUACAAGGUAUACAAUUAGCUAAUGCAGUGGUAAAUUACUUAAUCGUUGCUAGUCCGAAUGCCAAGGUAUCGACGAAAACCUUUGCACGCUGGGCACAAGCGAUUAAUGAACUUUUCCCGCUCGAAUCGGCAGACUUGUACUGCAGUCAAAGUCACAUAAGCGGAAGAAGUGGGAGGCUAGUGGAACGAUACCGAUAUUUGGGAAGAAGUAAAUCAUCUGAGUUAACAAAAAUGAGAGAACAGUGCAACUCUUCGGCGAUGCAAGGCAAUGAGUCAUUUGUAAACUUCGAUGUUUCUGAAGAAGACGAAUUACUGAAGGAGUUUACAUCCGCAAUGGAUGGUAGCAAAAAAGAGAUGAAUACCCUGACUGAGUUGAAAAAAAUUGUCCAAUCAUGUUCCAUGAUGCGACACACACUGUCUGCACAGUUUUUGACAUGUAACCAGCGUAAUAUCCUGACAGCAAACAUCAUCAAUUAUUUGAUGGACAAACAUUGUAAAGUUAUACCGCCCGAGGAAAUGAAAAAAUUCGCCGCAGCAAUCGAAGAACUCUACCCGAAGGAGAACUCCUCCAUUUACUUCCGUCGACCGAAAGAUCGCGGUCGUGCCCAUGGUAAACUACCGGAUCGUUUUGGAUACGUGAAACGUAAAUCGUUCAAAACGGGAAAUGUUCCCCGCGAGUUAUUAUGUAAGAAAAAUCCGAUGUCUCAGCUGCGGGUGUUCCAAACUGUCGACAAUGUAAAACAAGUUUGGAACAGCUCUUACGAGUGGCGAAAAGUCAGCACCCGGAAAUUAUCGCCCAUCAAGGUCAUUGAAUUGUUUCCCGCCUUGAGUCAAAACAAUGGAUACUUACUGUUUCUGGAAGACUUCAACCGUGAAUUUCCCGAUUCAAUUAAUGCUUUCAGUCAAAAUUGGCCUACAUAUUCGUCCAGCAUUUUACGCUAUAUGGAACAGAGUGAAAAUUUCCUACAAAGCGUCAUUGAAUACAAUGUAGACCAGUACGAAGUCAAUCCCGAAGUUUCCACGUUGAUUUUGCUACCUUUGCUGUUCAAACCUUCGAAACGUUCAGCCAGGUAUUGGAGUCCCGGCCGGCUGGAGAUAGCACAUAGUUUUGUUCUGUAUGGCAAGGAAUUCCGAGACGUCAUCAAUUCUCUGAGACUUCGUCGGAAAAUUCUGGAGCGAUUCAAACUGCGACUCACCCCGGUUGUGGUUGCUAUCGGGCCGAACAUUUCCACUAUCGAUUCCUGCUUCAUCGUCAUUCAUAACGUGUUCUAUAAGUUCGCCAUGUUGCAGGAAGCGGUUGAGGUUUGCAUUAAGAUUUAUGCCGCACUUGGAGAGCGCUAUCUGGAGGAGGUUUCCGCACCAUGGCUGUUCGUUCAGCGGUUCGUGAUGAAGGUGACCUUACCUACGGAUAAUAUUCCGUCGAAGAUAUUCACUCUACUGGAAGCGAUGGAUUUGCCGCUACGAUGAGCGACCGGUUGAUGAGUUUUGGAGGUCGCCGUUUGCGUUUUGCAAUAAUCGGCGGCGUCGUUUGGCCUAGGCUUAGGUUAUUAUUGUUAUUGCGUAGAGUUUUAUUUCUUUACAUACUAUGCACAAUUUUAGUAGCAUAGUAAGUAAGCAAACUGUGUUUGUCAGUUUCUUCAAAAAUUUUUCGCUGGCAUUCUGUCAGGAAGCCAGUAGAAGCUCCGUAGAAAUCCGACGGUGCCGAAAAAAUAAAGGCGGUUUUGGUGCUCAAUUUCAUUACUCUAACACUGAGGAAUUUAGAUGUAUUAGGUUUAAGAUAUAAUAUGUAAGCAAGGACUGUCGAGCUGUAGUUGUCUAAAAAGACAAGUCAGAGCCAUAACAAUGUGAAUUCAAAAAUCAAUAAAUGACAUCGAGAGUAAAUUCUGUAUCGUAGCUUUGAUCACAUGCUUGUACACGUGUUUUCCUGUUCGCAGAUCAAUUGACUGUAUUGUUAGUUGCUGUAACGAAAGAAAGUAAAUCAUAUAUUGCUCUUAGGAGGUAUGUACACUCAUGUCUUUUUUAAUUCGGGGAGUAGGCACCGCAUAAAAAAAUACAAAAAUGCAUAACUUUGGAUAUUCGCACAGGAAAUUUGCAUAAAAAAUCCCAUAACUGAAAACUUAAUUAAAAUUAAAAAUUACAUAAAAAGAUACUUCACUGUAGUAGUUUUACAGCUAAAUUGGUAAAAGUCAGCAACAACCUCAGCUUUCGUUCAAUCGAAAAUGAAAUCUAGAAAAUAUAAUUUUGCCUGUAUCUAUAGAAAGAUAGUAGAAUUGUUGGAAAAACCGAUUUUAGAACGGAGUCUCGGAGACCCACAGUGUUAUAUACCAUUCGACUCAGCUCCACGAGGUCGUGCGUGCAUUUUUCAACGUAUUUUAUUACCGCUAAUUUUUCUUGUAGAUGAAUGAACCGGUUUUAGUAAGGUUAAAUUCGUUUGAUAACAAAUAUUGAGCCAUUUAAAAUGUCUGUAACUUCCUGUUCCGGAGAUAUGAUGGUACAAGUGGCGUAACCGACAAAACGCGUUGUUUUUUUUAUCGCGCAAGUAGCUCGGAGAUGGCUCAACCGAUUUUAACAAUUCUAGCUACUUCUAAAGAUUGUGCCAGAAAGUAUGGACGCAACCAAAACCCGCUGUCAUUUCGCAAUGGUUCAGAAUCUGUCAAUUUUUAACACCUUUGAGGAUAAAGGACUAUUCACACAUAUCCGGUCCGGUUCAGUGCCGGCACGACACCGUGCACGGAUACUGAUAUUAUUUCAUUCGUUUUCUAUGCGCGCAUUUACACCUAUCCGGCACCGUGCCGUUUCAGUGCAGCUCGCCGUCAAUGUAGCGUCCGUCCGGCAAACUCAAAUUCGUCGUCACCGAUAUUUUUUAUUUUCACUGAAGUCGGUAUGUUAUUGCAUUGGCUGUGCCGGAACGGAAACAGUACGGAAACUGAACGGAAGGGUUCCGAUAAAAAAAAGAACACUGACGGCGCACUGAAGGCACUUUCACUGAAAUGUGUGAAUAGUCCUUAAACCGAAAACGGGUCAAAAAAAAGGUCCUGCUGAUCCUCGGUUGGAUAAAUGUAAACUGAAGGCGUUCGAGCAAAAGAAAGAGGUUUCAGCUCGGGAUGUGGCCAAAAAAGUGGGCACUUCGAAGUCAAAUGUUCUUCGUAUAAAGAACGUUUGAAUCUUCGAACCUAUAAGAAGCAGAAACAACCAAAAUGUAGUCCGAAACAAGAAGCAUCGAUCAGGCCGAGGGUUCGAAAGCUGUACAAAACGAUUCUUGCUGGAAAUUUGAACUGCACAAUCAUGGACGACGAAACCUACCUGAAACUCGAUUACAAAUCCUUGCCGGGACCACAAUAUUAUACUGUGCGAGAAGGGCAAGUGUUGAACCAGUCCGAGAUAUCGAUUGAAGUCGAAAAAUUUGGUAAGAAAACUAUGGUCUGGCAAGCAAUUUGUAGCUGCGGUAAGAUUUCGAAACCCUUCAUCACCAUUGCUUCAAUGAACAGCGAAAUAUACAUCAAGGAAUGUUUACAAAAACGACUUCUACCCAUGAUUAGAAGUCACAAGGAUCCUGUUGUCUUCUGGCCAGAUCCUACUUCUUGCCACUACUCGAAAUCAACGGUAGAAUGGUAUGUCACUUUCAUCCCAAAAGACAUGGAUCCACCAAAUUGCCCACAACUUCGACCAAUUGAGGAAUUUCGGGCAUUAACGAAGGCACAUAUUAGGAAACAUGUCUCGGCAAAACUUGUCGCCAAGAAGUCUGUACGGAAUUUAAUGAGGAACGUUCGCAAGAAGGUGCGCCAGCUAGUCUACAAUGGCUAAGUAGCAAAUGUUGAGAAUAAUAUUCUGUUGUUGUAGUCUAAUAUUAUCAGGAUAUCGAAUAAAAUUUGAAUAUCUAACACUUGUGAAUUAUUUACAGCGAAAUCAAAGUACGUCCAUACUUUCUGGGACAGUCUUUAGUAAUAACAUCACUCUGCAGCAAUAGUGAUCUUAUGACUAGUGAUCAACUAGAUUAACAUAAUCAAAAUUCUGGCACCGCUUGUAUUUGCGGCGAGUGACUUUUUGAAUAGCGGCCCUUACACGAGUCAUCAAAAAUGUCAUUACUAAAAAAUAAUAUCAUUUUAAUGAGCGUGUAUGGUGCAGUAAUGACGAGUUUUCUAUCAAAUUUGAAAUACAUCAUUACUUAGUAAUCAUUAAAAAUGACAUUAAUAAUUCUCGUGUAAGGGCCGCUAAUGGUCGGGUUCGUUUACUUGUAAAGUAUCACUAUCGUAUAAAUAAUCGAUAUUAUUGAUUAUAAGAAUCGAUGCAAAAAGGGUUGGAUUAUUGCAGCUUAUCGCUCGACUUUAAAGCAACAGAUAUAACAGUUAGUUCGCCUGUGUAGUGUAAGCUUUUAGCACAGACUAACAGACAGGACACUCAAAUUAGAUUCUUCAAUCAUUUUAACGGUAAUUUCGAAUAUUCCUUUAGUUGGGACAGUACUCACAUAUGUCAUGAUGGCGCCACGUUACCCUAUCAAAAACAUCCUGUCUGUCAUCUAUACUGUGUUUAUUUUUUUCAUUUACCAACAGAGUUGCCAUUCAUACAGAAUUACCUGUAAUGUAUUGAUUUGUAUACGUCCAUGCGAAUUUCAUGCAGGAUACAGAUUUAAUACAUAUUGCCAAAACUAUAUACAUAAUUGUGUCUACUUCUCAUCCUCCAACGCAAUACAAAAUCGAACCCGUUUUGUUACAAUAUUUACUUGCUUCUGGUCUGCCGCCACUUAAUUUCGGGUGAAAACUACCAACACAAUAAAAAAUAGUCUAGAUGAACAACGUUGAGUCAAAUAAAUGGUUACCUUCCAACAUCGCGAAAAAGUUCAAUAAAUUAUCAACGUAAUCCAACAAUUUAUUGCGACGAUUAAUUUUCAAAUAUUUUGAUGAAAGCAGGCAUCCCUGCAAGCAGCUGAUCGGUGUUGACAAACGAGGGGAAACCAACUAGUAAAAAAAAACUUUUACAUAACACAAGGGGUGUACAGAUAGUAAAUAGUUCGCGCAGUACAAUAUAGGUGGAACUAGUGCAUCACGAAAAAUUAUUUUUAUUAGAAUUUACUCAUACUGUCAUGUCUGUUAGUCUGUGCUUUUAGUUCUAUAUGUUAUACGAGGGACAAUUCAGUUCCAUUCAAAACUCAGUUCAAAAUACAUUACUCUUUGUUUAGUUUCUCUUUCGAUUAUUGUAACGAGAUUAUAAUGCACCUGAAAGUCGAAGGUUUCAGGUAUCAUGUUAUUUAAAGAGUUGAAUGACAAACGCGGAAACCGCGUGGUAAUUAACAAAAGAGAAAGUACACGAAACCGCUAAACAUCCUAAUUUUGAGUACAUUCGUCCCAAUUUGGGGGUUCCGUUCAGUAGCCUAAUUUUAGGUAAAGUGGCUCUACGUAAUUUCCGUAAGGCACGUGCAAAAAAUACUUAAAGAUGAGUUAUAUUUACUCUGCAGUUGAGUCGUAUUGACUCAUUUUCUGGUUGAUACGGUUUACUUAAUUUUAGCUUAUUGAACGAAACUCUCGCUGUUGGGUGGUUUUGCUUUUUGUAUUUUGAUAACAAUGGAAAGAGCGAUUGAAAGAAAAGAUUCAAAAAAACUCAAAAUUAAGUAAAAAGAAGUCAGUUUUUAUUUUCCGUGUAAAUAAAGAGAAACGGUCACUUGCUCUUACGGCCUUUUCGCGGCCCUUACACGUGACAAUAUUAUUGUCAAUCCAAAGUAUUGUCAAUACCGUCAAUCCAAUUCACUUGGUAACUUGAGUCCGCAUUUUUCGAAAAAAUCUAGCGCUUGGAGCUUCAAAUAUUGCAACUGAACAUUAAAACAUUGAGAGAAGACUUCAUUGCACAUAUUUGACAGUUUCCUCUCUGGAGAGAAAGUAUUGUCGGAUUGAUGAGCAGUUUAUUUUUUUGACAAUAUUUUUGUCAAUAUAAUGAAGUUUCCAUUACACGAUCAAAAAUAUUUUCAAUACUCCUUGUAUUGACAGUAAUAUUGUCUCGUGUAAGGGCCACUUUCGAUAGGAUAAAUUAAAGUAAAACGAUGGCUCUUAUUACCGGUGUCACUACACGGUGAAAACAAAGUGAAGUGACUGUGACCCUUAUUAUGAGUAUCAUUUCACGGUGGAAAUCAAGUGAAGUGAAUGUAGGUCCUUGUUAUGGAAGUCGCUUUAAAGACAAAAGUAUUUACUUGAAUGAACUUGAUGCCAUUAUGAACAUCACGCCACCAAUAUUUUGUUGAAAAAAAAAUUUUUCCACCACAGUGAUCACUUCACGAUGCGUGAUACUGGUAAUAGGUAAAAUCAAGUGAAGUGACCUGUAAGUGAAGUGAAUGUGAAAGUGGAAGUGAGAACGGUAAUAAAAGCCGAUAUUACAUCACAUAAUUUGUAAUCUACUUUUUACGGGUUUUCUACGUGAUAUCAGUCGAUUUUAGCUAAGACAUCAUAUUAACAAGAUAUCCACCUCUCACAUUUCCCGAACAAAUCUUUGGCAACAUCCGUUUUUGCGUGCAUGGUGCCCUCAGGCGAGUCCGCAUCGAAUCUCGUACAUAGAAGUAGGGGAGAGAAAUGUCAAAUUCGUGCGCGCCAAAACAGCAGCACUGCGCACUCAUACAAUUGACAUGAUAUGUUGAAUGUGAUGCCGUGCGAUGGCGUUGGUGAACUGAAGAUUGAGAUCGCUUCAAGCUGACAGGGUCUGAUCGACGACACGACCUGCCACUCGCUUUUAAAACUGUAUCGUACAUUUAACUACCCCUCAGUAACUCGUAUUGUCAAAAUGAGAUCUUGGUAAAUAAGUUUGGAACUGGCAACCCAGGUUGAUAAACUGUUGAUUAUAGAAUAACGAUCGCCCUUAUUCUGAAUAACAUCGUAUCGUUUUUUCCUUCGUAUUUCAUUUGUAUUCCCCAUAACGCUAGCUAUGAUUCGAUCGAACCACAUUCGAUCGAAAAAUCAAUACGUCGUUAUUCAGAAUAAGGGCGGAUAUCCUUGGUUACGUUUGUUGUUCUAUUAAAAAAAUAUGAAUCGAACAAAACGAAUCAAUGAGUGUAAAUGAUGAAAUACUCCACGGUUUUAUCAUAUGUCGCAAAGUAAGAAAACGAAUGCAAAUAUAAAUGAAUUAUGGGUUUAAUUUUAAUGAAUAACUCAUAUCACAUCUAACGAUUUUUGUUAAAAAGGCUUCAACAUCGUCUGCUUAUGCGCCUAUGCUCAGAAAUCCAAUUAAGUGGACGGCCUUCAAAAUAGGAAAAGCACCAAAGGAGAUUAGUUAGCUUGACGAAUUCUACUCUGGAAAAAAAUCAUUUAUAAAGUCCAUCAGUUCUGUUGAACAAGUAAGAGCGUCUCAAUUCGUACCACUGGAAAAUUUCCAUCAAAUAAUCGAGAACUCGGUUCGAUUAAACAGAAAAGCAAUGAAAAUAAAAAAAAAUUUAAGGAACCGAAUUCAGCCAUUGAAAUCACGACACUCGAAAUUAAUACUAUCGAAUAUGGUUAACGAUCCGACAAAAUAUUACUAAUAACUUGUGCGAGAAAAAUAUGACGAAAAAUUAAAACGGUUAAGACGACUUAGACAGACCCUAUCAGCUUGAGGCGAAAUCAUUCUUGAGUUCAUCAACGCCAUCGCACGGCAUUACAUUCAACAUAUCAUGUCUCCAUUUCUCAUCAGGAAACAAUUAAAUGGUAACUUCGUAACAUUUUCGAGUAUAUUCAUAGUACAGUUCGCAUUCGUAGUUCAUUUAGAGCUCCACAGCGAAAUCUGUUUACACACAGCUAGAUUUCGUACAAAUUCCUGUAGAUUCAGAUUUGAAACCAAAUUAACCAAAGCUUGUAGGUUUUUCCAAAGCAUAUAUUGUUACCCACCAUCUGGUCAAACUGAAAUUAUAAAUCUGUUAAGAAAAAUAUGCUAAAUAAUCUUUAAAACUUCCCAGAAGCAACCUAGCGAUAUUUGAAUUCAGACGAACUUUCUCAAUUUAUUUGUUUAUUUAUAUUUCUAGGGUACCUUGGUAACUAUUUGUAGCAACCAGAACAGUGUUGCUUGAUUAUUUCAUUUUUAUUAUAAACAAGGGGUCGCUAUAUUUGUGGUAACUGACGGUAAAUUGCUCACGGACACUUUUUAAUCCGAUUUCCUUCGAAGUGGCUAGUCGUGUCGUCGGUCUGAUUUUAGUCAACCGCAUUCAUCCUAUUUUCGAGAUGAGAUGAAAUGUUUAAUCAAUGAUACGAUUUAUGAAAUAAGUUGGGGUAAAACGGGUUAAAAGGGUUAGUACUGCCAUUCCUCUUGUAUGUACUUGGAUUGCUGAAGUUUUCUACGUAAUAUGGACCAAUAUUGAUAGAUCGUAUUGGACCUGCUUCUGGAUUGUAGAUUGAAUUUUAACUGAAUAUUAUGACAAGAAAAAAAUGGAUAAAACGGUACAACGAGUUUACUGUUGUCAUUAAAACUGUAUGCAAACGAUUUGUUAGACUCUUUUUACAUCAGUAACGUUCCAUCCGGUCUUCUGGAAGUACUUCGGUUUUAUAUUAUAUUGUUAAACGUGAACACAAUUCAGUACAAAAAUGGAACUUGGGGUAAAAUGAAUAUGAAAAUGACGUGUGAGAUUUUUUAGUUUCUCUGUCGCUGUCUGUUUUUCUAAGCCAAUGUAUCAUUUUAUUUUCACCUGAUAGAAUCUAGAAGAGAACCAUAAUUCUCUCAAUUUCGCACUGUUUUACAUUUGCAACUCAAAUCAACUGCAAAAAAGUUAGAUGUAUAUUCAAAAUGGGAAUUCGACCAAAAUGGUUUGGGAACCAUUGGUUUGCACAAUGCACAACAUCAUCGUGAAAUUCCCUUUUCUUCGUUCGGAAAGGAUAUGGAUUUGCACAUCAUUUAUCACUGUUAGAAUUUUAAAAGAAUUUUCGGAUGUAAAAUACUACCAAAUACUACCAAAUGGAUCUUUUUUUCGGAAUCCACUCUUAACACAAGUCGAAUUCGUUUUGCAAUGUUCCUGACGCCAAUUAAUUACCACACUGUAUCAUUUCAUCAAUUUUAUUUGAUAUCAAUAAUGAAAUAUUUUGCUAAC
Malaya genurostris is the source of this 9823-nucleotide messenger RNA. RefSeq lists its product as uncharacterized. The transcript is spliced from 7 exons. Bases 109 to 2262 code for a protein of 717 amino acids. NCBI's taxonomy places the organism in Eukaryota, Metazoa, Arthropoda, Insecta, Diptera, Culicidae. The record is from RefSeq and is a predicted model, not a curated record.